AUGAAGUUCUCUACCUUGAUUGCUGCCUCUGGUGCUGUUGCACCCGCCUUGGCUCUCCCUCAGUUUCUGCCCACGGCCGGUGCCGAGUGGACUCCUCAAGAGUGGGUUGCUCCUGGUGCAAAUGAUUCUCGUGGUCCUUGCCCAGGCCUCAACACGCUGGCCAACCAUGGCUACCUUCCCCAUGACGGAAAGAACAUCGAUCUGAAGAAACUUGCCGAUGGAAUGCUUGCUGGUUUCAACAUCGAGAAGGGUGAUGCACUCCUUCUCUUCACCCAGGCCAUCAGGACAAGCCCCGACUAUCCCGCGACCCGUACUUUCGACCUGGCCGACCUCGGCCGUCACAAUAUCCUUGAGCACGAUAUUUCUAUCAGUCGCUCUGACGCCUUCUUUGCUGACCCAAACCCCUUCAACAAAACUGUUUGGGCUGAGACUCUCACAUACUUCCCCGACGACAUGAUCACUGUCGAGCAAGUUGCAAAGGCACGAAUGGGUCGUCUUGCAACCUCGAAGAAGACCAACCCCCAGCACUCGCUGUCAAAAUUGGCUGACGGUUUCAGCUGGGGCGAGAUGGCUUCUUUCUUCGAGAUCAUGGCUGAUGGCACUACCGGCACGGUAGAGAAGAAGUACAUUGAGUACUGGUUUAAGAACGAGCGUCUGCCUACAGAGAUUGGAUGGCAGCGACGAACCACAACCAUGCGUGGCAUUGAGCGUAUCGAGUUCACUAGAAAACUCAUGGAGGCUGCUGGCGUUUCCCGCCGUGAUAUCACGAGUGAUGCUUAUGGUCGCCCGCUGGAACAGUAA
Molecule: messenger RNA, 801 nt
Organism: Fusarium pseudograminearum CS3096
Lineage: Eukaryota; Fungi; Ascomycota; Sordariomycetes; Hypocreales; Nectriaceae
Exons: 4
Coding region: 1-801 (266 amino acids)
Molecular function (GO): peroxidase activity
Source: RefSeq, a predicted model, not a curated record